Molecule: messenger RNA, 556 nt
Organism: Penaeus vannamei (Pacific white shrimp)
Lineage: Eukaryota; Metazoa; Arthropoda; Malacostraca; Decapoda; Penaeidae
Source: RefSeq, a predicted model, not a curated record
GGAGCGAUCUGCUCAGACUCAACAACCCGGGCAUCAUGAGGGAGUUCUACUUCUUUGUCGAGGCUGAUGCAGGAAACUGGAGCGAAAUUAUCUUCGUUGAUGGCCAGUUGAACGGAGGUGGAGAAUUCGUCUUUAGUGACAAUUCUGAUGUGCCGAUGGGUUCUCCGUACUGGCAGGUCGGACACCCUACCGGGGAGGCCGACCACCUGCACUACUCUACUUUUACCUACUUAGUGAACGACGUGCCAUGUGUGUUUCCUCCUCCUCCUCCUCCUCCAACUACUACCUUAGCUCCGGUAGUGCCAGGGCCCCACGACCACAGGCCUACGGGACCCUUCCACGUGGCUUGCGAGGUGCCACCUGUCUGAGUGCCGUCCAGGGAAGUGUAAGGGCUGAGAGGGCGACCCAACCCCUGGCAGUCUCCCGAAAGAACUAAAAGAUUUAAUGAUUUCACUUUAAUCAAUUUGGUUUUAAAUGAUGCAUUACGCGUUCUUUGGCUGUUCUACUUCAAACCUCUUGUUAGUGUAUCAAAAUUCAAUAAAUUUACUUGUUUGAC